AUUCAGAUUUCAAAUAUUUUUUUUUCUUCCACAUAAUUUUUUUUUCCUUUUUUUUUUUUUUUUAAUUUUAUAGCACAAACCCUGAAUGUUUUUCCAAUGCCGACGGCUUUCCAGUGGUGGUGACCUCAGUCUAUCCAUUUGUCCCGCUGAUACCCUCCUCUAUCGGGUUGCCUACUAUGACCAACAUUCAACCUGAUAAUGACCUGAACUUGGAGGAUAGGCGGAGGAAUAAGCCAUGUGAAAAUUGUCGGGCCCAUCGAAGGAAAUGCGUAGUUCUUUCUGGGGAUCGAUGUGAGCGAUGUAUUAAGAAUAACACCUCUUGUAUAUUCCUUAUCACCACCAAACCCAAAGUUGUGCAAAAAAAGUCGAUUAGUCUGUCUAAGAAACGACGAUUACUAACUCAAGUCUGGGAUCUCGAAGAUGUGUGCGACAAUCUCGAGGACCAACUAAAAUCCAUGGAUAUCCACUUUGAUGCGAAGAAUUAUACUCCAUCAAUAAAGUCUGAAGAAAGAGACGAAGACGGCGACGAAACUUCUGAGGGUACGUCCAGUCAAUCAAAUACGCUGGUCUCAUCGGAGACGGAAAUGUCCCGUUACCCAAGGUCAUCUUCCUGUAAUUGCACACAAUCCACUCCUUGCUCACAUAUGCAAGCGUUGUCUCCAAACUCCUCCGAAUGGAAUCUUACCAUCAGCCGAGAACGUCAAGGGUUGCGGUUUCAAACGAGCAUAAAGACAAUAGAAGACAUCCUUGUCUUCACCGCCGAGUCUCUCAAAUACUUCUCCAUCUCAAGUGACGUGCCACGGCAACCAAUGUAUUAUAGUGACCGACGAGAGGGCCAGCUACAAGUCACGCUUAAGAGAUUAGAUGGCGAAGAAAUAGUAGCGCAACUUAUCAAGCAAUCCAGACGCCAACAUACCCCACUUAACCUAGAAUCUAUUCGACCCAUCUUAGAGAAAGCCUACUAUUCCGCCAUCACUCAAAAAAUUCUUCGAGCUUAUUUCGAGUGCGACAACCUUAGCUAUGCUCUGGUUCACGAAAGACAGUUUUACCACCAUAUCGAAACGCAUAGUGAUUGUAUGAUGGUACCUGCCAUGUGCGCAUAUAUGAUGGUCAAUCACUGUCAACACGUUAUGCUUGAUGGCAUUCCUGCAAAUGCGCGGAAAAAUCUGGAGCUCCAUUUUGCAUCAAAAGCUCGGUCGGCAUUAGAAGACGUUCUGUUUGAUGAAAAACCAACGGUGGAAAGUAUAUGGACGAUGAUGAAUUUAGCUCGAUACAACUUGACAACCUUGAAUGGAAGCGAAGCUUGGAUGCAAAUAGGCACUGCCUGGCGCAUGGCCAUUGCCCUCAAACCCGAUUACUUAGAUGUUUUAAAUAACCCUCAAGCUUACACUGAAGAGAUGCAAGUGACCGCCGAGUCUUGGCGACGAUUAUACUACUAUAUCAGGUAUAUGGAAGUCAAUCUUCACACCAUCUUUCAACCUACCAGCAACUAUAUAAGCGUCAUUGACGACUGUGACUUGGGAGAGCCGACCAUGAACGAUCAUGACUUACAAGACGAUGAUCACAAAAAUGCCUUUGUGGUGCUGGAUAGACUGAUCAAACUUAGUGUACGACAUCUUGAAGAUAGCAACGAUAAUAUUCUGUACGCGCUUUUUAGAGGUACCAUUGAUACCGUUUCGCAAUCCUCCGUGGAAAAGCUUGAGCAUUUCUUGUGUUUAUGGUGGAAAGAUUUACCACCCCAGUUCCAACUUGGACCUUCACCCAUUCAAUACGUACCGCAGAGCAGCAUCGACGAAUGUCAAAUUCCCCAAGUCCUCAUGCUCAACAAUCUCUAUCACUUGUUUUGGAUGGCUUUUCAAUGUAGAUUGAUGCGGGAUCCACGACAUGCCGACUUGGCUGCCACACCACUUCAUUUCAGCAACUCAGACCGAGCUUUGGCCAUUGUUUCCAUAUGCUGUGACGCUAUCGCCCGUUGCAACGAGGCUCUUCUCCGCCUUAGCCCUUGUAAAGUGGAUGCUCACUAUUUGAUCAUUGCCAUGGAUGUUAUGUCUCGCUUACAAGCAUCCACGGACAAAAAGAUAUCUAGCAUUGCCAAGUCUAACCUGGUACUCACGAUGCGGAUCUUGAAAAGCAUCACCCAUAGCCUCGUUUUGAAAGGUGUUCAUGUCUUGGGAACUUUAAGUAGUAACCCUCAGGAUGACGAUUCACAAACAGAUAACCCAACAGUCGGUCUUGGUCAGUUCAUUGGACGACUAACUAGCAUAUAUGAGAGCACCGCUUCCUGUACAUAAUAAAAAGCGCUUCCUCAUUCCUCCCCGCCUUUUG
Umbelopsis ramanniana AG is the source of this 2325-nucleotide messenger RNA. RefSeq lists its product as uncharacterized. The transcript has 2 exons. The record is from RefSeq and is a predicted model, not a curated record. Gene Ontology annotation, molecular function: zinc ion binding; DNA-binding transcription factor activity, RNA polymerase II-specific. NCBI's taxonomy places the organism in Eukaryota, Fungi, Mucoromycota, Umbelopsidomycetes, Umbelopsidales, Umbelopsidaceae. Gene Ontology annotation, biological process: regulation of DNA-templated transcription. The coding region runs from base 177 to 2291 and encodes 704 amino acids. Gene Ontology annotation, cellular component: nucleus.